Messenger RNA from Penaeus vannamei (Pacific white shrimp), 630 nucleotides. RefSeq lists its product as uncharacterized. The record is from RefSeq and is a predicted model, not a curated record. NCBI's taxonomy places the organism in Eukaryota, Metazoa, Arthropoda, Malacostraca, Decapoda, Penaeidae.
GCUUCCUCGGCCUCUCGGUGUGCGCUCGUGUUUCCCAAACCUCCGUGAGAUACUUCGGCGAAUCUUCGACAUGGCUCUUAGAGGAAUGACCGCCUUCCUGAUCUUCGCCUCCGUGGCUGCCACCCUCGCCCACGCAGCUGAGAACGCCCACGCAGCUGAGAACGCCCACGCAGCUGAAUUCAGGGAGGGACACGAGACCCCCCGCUUCUUCUUCCCUUCUACAGGCACCAUCAACAACAACAGCAGCGUCGCCUUUGACCCUAAUAGCGUUUUCUACAUCGGUGCCAUUGCCCUUGGGAUCUUCGGGGUAAUCGCCCUUAUCGGAUUCUUCUCGGAGGAGGCGAAGGAGGAUACGAGCUAUAUUGCCCCCACCCUGUACAAUGCCCCAACCUCACCCUACGGCCAUGAGGAGAGCUCGUACACAUCCUACGCCGUCCACCGCUCCUUAGAAGAUGCCGCUGAUAAGUACGAGUAGUCGGGGAGAAAGUAUGAAUGAGUCGGUUUUAUGAAUGAAUGGAUCGGCGUGGCGAGCGUCUUGGCGAGUUCGAAGGCUUGAGUUCGUUUGAUUUGUUUUCUUUCUUGUUCUUUUUCUUUUUUUCUUUUUUUCUUGUUUUCUUCUGAUGAUUGUCU